AUGGCCAUGCCUUUCAGUGUCGGUAUCGGAGACGUUAUAGCCACCACCAAACUAAUCAAAGACAUCAUCGACUGUCUGCGAUCUGCUGGUGGAGCAAAGUCUGAAUACCAGGAACUCGUCACCGAGCUCGACGCACUCAAGAUAGCCCUGAACGAUCUGAGUCGACUGAGCAGUAGAGCAACCCCCUCGGCACUCAACGACACAAUCAAAUCCUGCCACGAACGACUUGACGAGUUUUGGGCGAAGAUUAAGCCAUACGAACCAUCGCUAGGCUCAUCAAGCCGGUCGAAUGCGCUGAGAGGUACCAAGGAUAAGCUCCUCUGGACGUUCUGCCGGAAGGAAGAAGUCGUACAACUCCAGAGGAAUAUCCAGUUCUACAGCAGUGUCAUCAACAUGCAUCUGAUACGGCAUGUUGCUGGGGAGAUGCAAGAUAUGAGGAAGGAUACGAAAGCAGUCUGCAGACAGAUCGCUGAGGGAAUUCUUGAUACGCAAAGGACGCUCGCAGAUGUUGGCAAGGAUGUAUCAAGCCUAGGGGUUGUAGCGAGCAACGUUCAGACACUAGUCACUGGUCUGCAUCAGUUCGUAUUCGGCGAGGUUAGAUCAUUCCUAACCAACUUCGGACAGUUGGUGAACAAAGUCUUCGACGUUGACGAGCUCUCCCCCUUCAUGGCUAGUUCGUCCCUUAAUGACCCUGUACGGUUUCCAGACUGCGGUGUCUCCGACAUGGAAGACAGAAGGUCUCGCAUUGACCAUGAGAAGAAGCAAUUGCUCAAGAACGUGAAGAUUGCGCACCUGGACCAGCCAUCUAGAAGCGAGUUCAUGGAAGAUAUUGUACAACCUUCAGAUCGGGAUGUAUCCAACAUCAAAGACAGACGGUCUCGCGGUGUCAAUGAGGAAGGUUUGAGGGAACACUGUAUUCUCGAGGAUCUGAAACAAGCCCACACCUUCCUCAGCACCCAUUAUAUGGCUCAGGCAUAUGAUGACAUUAACCAUAAGCGCGAAGUAGAGAGUUUGGAAACUGCAAGAUUGCACAACUGCACCAGCCGUAUAAGCGCGAGGCGAUACAAAGGCUUGAAGAUACGAGCAAUAGGACGCUGUAUUGCGGGAUACAUGGCUGCAGUGCAAUUUUCAUUGCAAACCAUCGACCAGAGGACAUAG
This is a messenger RNA of Alternaria incomplexa, 1158 nucleotides long. RefSeq lists its product as uncharacterized. The coding region runs from base 1 to 1158 and encodes 385 amino acids. The transcript has 3 exons. The record is from RefSeq and is a predicted model, not a curated record. Lineage: Eukaryota; Fungi; Ascomycota; Dothideomycetes; Pleosporales; Pleosporaceae.